AAUGUGAAUCAUCUGUCAAAACUGGUGUGGAAGAAUUAUUUGUUUCUCCUAUUUUUUUCCUCAUUUCCCUUCCAUUUAUUUUAGUAUUUUAGACAUUUUGUACUUUAUUUGUGGUUUCUCUGCAUUUUCUUUGGUUUUAUGUUGUGAUUUUAUCCAAUGGCAUUGUGGAAAAGUGGUUAAAGACUAAACUUUAAAAAGCCUUCCCGAGGAAAUGGAGUGAAGAAUUUUUUUUCUCGAUAACACUAUCUUGCCGUAAUCGGGUGUUGGUCUUAACAUUUUUGCUAAUUUUACUGUCUCUACUGGAAUUGUGAUUUCUUGCCGUUGUCUCAUGCAUAAUUAUAGAAAAGAAUUGUAAGUGUCGUAAGUGCUGCAGAAAAGGACACAUUGCAGAAAUUUGUCGUGAAAGUGAAAGUAGCAGGAGGUGUAGGAGGGAGUAUUUCUAAAGAACUCGUUUGACGAAAGGACCGAUGAAAAUUUAUUUGAAAAUUGAGAAAAAUAGUUCAGCGAACUCUACGGAUGGGAAACUAGUGGACGAGUUGCAUUUAUAGUCGUUCAAUUGGUCAGCAAUUGACUGCGCCAGCAUUUAAAGCAUAAUGCUGAAUGGAGUGAUUCAAUGAAUUUAUCAGCAGAAUUGUGGAUGACUCAUGGCAAUUGUUAGCUUCUUUGUAAACCAUUCCCUCGUUCAGCAGGUUUUGGAGCAGUAGCCAUCGCUAAAACCUUCCCAAUUGGCUUAAAUUUUGUGGCAAUAAUUGCUGUUUUACCUGUGAUCAGCAAAUUAACACUAAAAUAAUGGAUGGAGAUACUAUUCAGCCACGACCAAUACCCAGACCACGGAGGAAUGUUCAGCAGAAAGUGCCUCAGGAGGAACAGGUGAAGAAGUAUGAGAAUGUUUCCAUGGACAGUGGUCAGACAAUUUUCAAUAUCACAGAAAAAAGUGAAGAAGUGGGUAAAAAGGAGAAGAAUGUGGAUGAACUGGAUAAUCCGUAUAGGAAUGUCAUCACAGAGAUGAACAAUCUCAAUUUAGAACUCAACAAGACCACAGAAAAACAAAUGCUCAUGGAGAGCAGUGUAGUAUCCAAUGAGGAUCUCAAAAAACCCAUUCCAGCUCCCAGGAGGAAUCAACAUCCUCCGGGAGAAAAGGAAACGGGUGCAGUGAGCAAGAAACCUACGAGAAAAGCUCCAGGAUUACCACCCACAAAGGAAUCCCAAGAGACACCAAUUCGUCCUGCCAGACGAAAUUCCCGAGAAAAUCCCAACACUAAGCUCUAUCCUGACUUGGACAUGGAUAAUCGAAGCCUGGAAAAAUCUCCCUCUUCCAGCACACUCAACAGCUCCCAUUCCAGCAAUGACAAUCUCACCAAGUUUAAAACUUCCUCGCCAGGGGAUAUUAUUAAAUCCAUUGGGGCAACGUCUAAAUUGCUGACGGAAUCAAUAACUGAAAGAGUUUCUGCCAAAACCAAGGGAGCUAGGCACAAAUUUGAUAAAAAUGUUCAAUCCUCAAGGGACAAGUUAACAAAUUGGGGCAGUGAAACCAGCGAAAAGCUCAAGAAUGUGCGGGCAAAGGUGAUUGGGAGUGGUUCGAAUUUCUCACUGGGUAGGCAGGAAAAGAAAUCACCGCCAUUUGAUCCAGAUAGACCACAAACUCUCCCUCCCAGUGAUACUGUUUUCCAGUCAAUUCAAUUCAACAGUCCUCUACAGAGCAAGACCAACAAUUGCAAUGAUAUAAGCAUGGCAGAAUCUUCCUAUGAGAUUCCCAAGAGCAAAACUUCACUAACAAGUGGCACUUCCGGUUCGAUGGAUGGGAAAAAUUCCCAGUCGAUCCCAGGCACCCCGAAACUAUCCGGAAACUUCGAAAGGAACUCCAAUAUGACCCAGAGCAUGGUUAGUUCUAUGGGGAAGGGCAAGAAACCUGUACCGGUAAUGAGAAUUCGCAGUGAAAGUAACUUGUGCAAUGUCCAAGACUCAGAUUCAUCAUCUGUAGAGGGUUUUCCUUGUCCAACUGAUCCAGCUCCUGUGCUCAAAUUAGAACCACCCUAUGGGAAGAUUAAAAAGUCACAUUACCAAGACAGUACAGAAAGUGAUUCAGAGAACGUUCAGGUGAGACGUCGAGAAGAUUAUGAAAACACCAGCAUUGCUUCCAAUAGAGCAACGGUUGAUUCCAAUGAGAAAUCUCUAUAUCCAAGAUUAUUUUCCCGCCUGGCGAGUGUCGAUAGUUCCUUGGAGGAUUUUUAUGAGAGUCGGAAGCAAGCAAGAGCAGCUGGAGAAAGUAAUCCCAAUAAGUCAGAUUCCUGGACAUUCUACGAUGUUGCAGUUAAUGAAGAUGAGAGGGAAAUGAGCUCUCCAGAGCCUAUUUAUGCCAAUCAGGAGCCAGUAUAUGGAAGACUCUGUGAUAUGGAAUCCACAAAGAAGGGCAUCAUGUCACCACAGAAAGUCGCUCAAAUGCAGGCCAAUAGACUUUCUGGGAGGAAUCCAAAGGAUAUUAUAGAUGAAUUUGAUCCUCUCUUUGCCGCCUCGAUCAAUGAAAACUUUCUCAACAAGAGCAAUCAGUUGAUCUUGCUGGAAAAUCUCCUGGCUGAGGAAACUUAUGGUUCUAUUGAUGAUGAUAACAUCACAGAUGAUCAGAGUUUAACUCCGGAUUUAUCAGAUGAUGAUAAUUCCAGUGUUGACGCGGUACCAGGACCUGAAAGGAGCGAUGCUGGAGCAAGUGGAUCGGGACAAACAGGAGCAAAAAGAAGUGUUAUCAUUCAUCAGAAUUUGAGAUUGAGGUCAGACAGUUUGGAGAAUAUUGUCGAUGAAGCGGCUAUUGAGCCGUACCUGGCCCAGGUUGAUGAGGAUCACUUUGCUGCUGAAGGAGCUACGGCAGAUCUGAGGCGUCCAACAGCUCCCAGAACCAAUUGGUUUGUCGAUGAAGCAGCUGCUGUCCGAGAGAGAUUAGCCAAGGAACAAAAUAUCGAUCCGGCGAAUAAAAAUGAUUUGAGCGGGGGAAAAAGGGUUCCAGACAAAGUGGCCAAGAGCAUCCCAAAGAUCCCCCCAAUUGAUCCACCGUCGUAUCAAGAGGCCAUUAGUUCUGGAGCAAAUCAAGCAGGGUCCGAAAAGAAACCAUCAGCUGUUCCUGCCCAAACUCCAACUGUGCAAUCUUCAGGCACUUCGAUGAUGUCACGUUUCUCGAAUGCCCUGCAAAAGGGCCGGAUAAAUCUCCUGCGAAAAUCUAGCUUCAAGUCUGGAGGGAAAAAAGAAGUGGCCACUGUUCUGGAGAUGAUUCCCAAACCUCCAAUAAUUCCGCGGGGUUUGCGCCACGAUGGCUACUUGAUCAGAUUGCCAUCAGGAUCGGGAGUAGUCAAGGACAUCCUCAAAGAAUUUCAGAGUCGCUAUGUAAUUAUGCAUGAGCAGAAAUUCUCCACAUUCCUCGAUGGCAGUUGCAAGGCACCUAAGGAAACCUUUCCUUUGGAUCAUGUUACCACCAUUCAGAUUGUCCUGAAUCACAAAUUCAGCAACAGCACCACCGAGAAACACUGUUUCGAGGUGACUGUAACCACUCCCAAGAGCCAUUCAAGUACUCAGGCUCUCAAUAAUCCCAAUAUGGUCAUGACCACCAGCAACAGUGGGAACACCAAAGCUCAAAGAAUGUGCUACCUGUACAGUGCUCCCAAGGCAUCAGAGAGAAACAAAUGGAUGCAGAGAUUCAUCGAGAGUAUGACAGAUGUCUUUCCAUCCGGUGUUACCAAUGACUUUUCCCGUGCUGGAUGGUGCUACCUUAAGAAAUCCAUCACUUCCCAGUGGUCAGGAGCCUGGAUUCUCCUGCAACAUCGCAAACUUAUCUUCUACAGCACGGCAGAUAAGAAGCUGGAAGUGAUGGAUCUGAGAAAAGCUCGUUGCCUUGUACUUAAGGAUUCGGAUGAUUCCAUCGUGAAUCUUCAUGUGGAAUCCGGACCAUGCCUCAUGAUUGAUUGUCCACCAUUUACGGUGUACUUCAUCAUGAAUUCACCACGCGAAACCAAGAUCUGGAGGCACAUUGUCAAAGAAGAAGCCCUAAAGAAUGGCCGGCUGCUGAAGCAUCAGCAACUGACUAAAGAUAAUGUUCCUGUCUUGAUAGACAAAUGCGUGAACUUUAUCUAUGCCCAUGGCUCAAUGUCAGAGGGGAUUUAUCGUAAGUCCGGAACGGAGAAUGCCAUCCAAAAGCUCCUCAAUGCGUUCCAAGCGGAUGCUUUUAGUGUUCAAAUCACGCGGUCAGAGUAUUCUGAGCACGAUGUUGCGAAUGUUCUAAAGAGAUUUAUUCGAGAUUUGCCAGAACCGAUGCUAGGCAAAUACACUGUGGGCUUCCUAAGUAUCUCAUCGCUGAAAUCAGCCACAGAGAAAGUUGAUUCCUACAAACAACUUCUCGGACGAUUGCCAACCAUUGAGUAUCAAGCUCUGAGGAAGUUGCUGGGACAUUUGAAUUUCAUCCAAUCUCAGAAGCAGCAGAAUAAAAUGAGCUCAGAAAAUCUGGCCAUGAUUUGGGGAUCAAAUUUGCUCUACGAUAAAGAUUCAACAAAUGGAGAAGUGAAGUAUUCAACACAAGAAACCUCCACAAUGCACGAUUUGAUUAUUUACUACAAAAAUCUCUUCCAUCCGACUGCCGAUGAAGUGGCCAAGGAGCAGAUUAUGCUGUCGGUCCUUCAGAAAUAUCAUGCAACUGCGGAAAAUCUUGCGGAUACAGUCAAGAAGUCCGGAGAUCUUAAAGUUUGGAUUACGAUUGUCGAUGAGAAAAAUAGCGACGAAAAGCAGCAGAUUAAUGUUUCGCUAACUCCAACAAAGACAGUGCAUGACUUGUGUAAAGAACUCGCGGGAAAAAUCAAUUUGCCGCCUCAUCGAGUGACUCUGUCGGAAAUUCUUUUGGGUGGAGAUCUCAAGCGUCCCCUCCAUUACACGGAAAAUGUCCUCAACAUUGUUCUCAGAUGGACUGAUUGGUCAGAUGCUGAUCGGAAGGACAACUACUUGGAGUUGCGCCCUACAAAAUAUCUCUACGAAAUUGAACGAGCUCUAAGGAAUCUACCAACAGUUUCUCCCAAUACUGAGCUAAAAUUCGCCGAUUCAAAGACCAAGACCCUCAAACCCUUCACGCUGGAACUUCUGGAAGGGAAGAUUACGGUGAUCAAGAAGGAGAAGCAGGUGGAUGUGAAGGUGAAGGAGAUAGAUUUGAAGAAUAUCGUGGCUUAUUUGGGAUGCGAAACGAAGCGCGAGUGCCAAUUCCGAUGGGCAAUAACUCUCGUUGAGAAUUCUUUCAUGAAGAGGAACCGAGAUUCUCCGUUUAUGGGACACAUUUUGGCUGGAACCAAUUCAAAUGAUCAGAUAAUCUGGUAUUCGAGUAUUCUGCACUGUCUCUACAAAACGGACAUUCUUCCAACGGCUGAAUUAAUUUUGCCGUGAAUUUUUCAAAUAGAUUUUUUUUAGUAACACAAAAUGCCAUUUAACAUUUUUUCAAGACGUAAAAGUUUAAUAUUUAGAGAUUUUUAACAAUCACCAAUAGAAUUAUUUUUUAAAUGACUUUUUAAGAUAAAGCGGAAAUUGGAAAUGCAAAGAAAUGUGAUUUUUACAAGAGAAAGAAAUAAAAAUGUGAAAGAGUAGAAUGACAUUAAUUGGAAAACAUUGUUGAUUGUAGAAAGUAAAACUAUUUUAUAUAUUGUACACAUAUAUUUUACAAAUAUAUUUCUUUAUCAUAUUGAAAAAAAAGCAAA
Molecule: messenger RNA, 5714 nt
Organism: Phlebotomus papatasi
Lineage: Eukaryota; Metazoa; Arthropoda; Insecta; Diptera; Psychodidae
Gene: RhoGAP15B
Exons: 5
Coding region: 790-5406 (1538 amino acids)
Biological process (GO): signal transduction
Source: RefSeq, a predicted model, not a curated record